AUGUCUGAACCACCAUUUGAGUACUUUAUACAUAUCCCACUUCCUGGCACCUCACGUUCAGUACCUGCUGUACCUGCUGUACCUCCUGGCACCUCACGUUCAGUACCUCCUGUACCUGCUGUACCUGCUGUACCUCAUGGCACCUCACGUUCAGUACCUCCUGUACCUCCUAGUACUCCAAGUUCUGGCACCGCUUCAAUCUCAAUGACUCUUGGUGCUCAACCUCCUGUACCUAUUUCAUAUCAUUCACAAUUUAGGCCUGCUUAUGGCUCUCCAUAUCCUCCUAUUCCUCGUACAUUCGGCCCUAACCCUGUUGGCUACCCUUCUCAAAGCUCUACUAAUGCGUUUUUACAUCAAAAGGUCAUCGAGUAUCUCGUUAAGAAAGGAUACAAUCGAACUGAGCAAAUGUUACGAUCAGAAUCCGCGAACCUUGAUAGAGAUGGUAAACCUAUUCAAGAUCGCGCCGAGGAUCUUGGUACAGCAAAAUAUGCAAGAGGUUUCCGAUUAUUAAGUAGUUGGAUUGAGUCAAACUUAGACAUUUACAAGUUUGAAUUACGCCGACUCCUUUGGCCUAUAUUUAUCUAUUCAUUCAUUGAGCUCAUCACAAGUGGCUAUGCAGCUGAUGGGCAAGCUUUUCUGAAUGAAUUCAAAGAUCAAUUCCAACAAGUUCAUGCGGAUGAACUCACCACUCUCGCGACAAUCAGCUUACCACAACAAAUUACCGAUAACUCAAUCACAAAACUUUAUCAAUCCUCGAAAUACCGACUUCCUCUCAAUACUCAUGUUUACUUCAGCCUCAUCACCCAUCUCGAGUCAAAUAGCAAGCAAGGAGGAUCUGUCAUCAUAUACUUGCUACAAACAUACUGUGAAAUCCGCGAGACACAAAGAGGACCCAUUGACCAAUUCAGCUUCGAGGCUAUAAUCAAUCAAGCACAUGGUGUUGAGCCAGAAGAAUCUGAUCUACAAGAAGGAAUUCCUGGAGCUUUUACUGGAGUUACAAACAAGGACAUUUCGGAUAACAAUGCUAAGUUGAAGUUAGGCCCAAUGGCAAUGGAUACCGAACUAUCUGCGGAUGUUCGCACAGAUCUUGAAGAUGAAGAUGCUAAGAACCCACCUGAGCUCGGCAAACCAUCUUUGGUAGAACUAUUCGAACAGAAGAUCAAGCACGAGGAAAGCAGUGAAGGACCCAGUCGCAAUGAUAUUCCUUACCCUCCUUCUCGCGCUCGAGACGUAAUCAUGGAAAUCCAAAAGAUCAAGGAGUAUCGGGAUAGAUUCAAGAUUGAGAGUCGUAGUGGUGGUGUUGGCCCUGGAGUAUCGAUCUGCAUGUUUACUUUUCACAACACUCUUGAUACAAUCACCUGCAUGGAAUUUUCUGAUGACAAUAAUUUGGUUGCUGUUGGCACUGAGGAAUCCUACAUUCGUGUUUGGCAUUUACAUGGCGAUCCAUUAUCAUCGGAAGUUAAAUCAGGUCCAAAUGAUCCACCUCCAACAAACUCUCGCCGCCUAAUCGGUCACUCCGCAUCAGUCUAUGCUGUAUCAUUCUCUCCUUCAAUUCGAGGUGCAGAUGAUGCUGAUACAUCUACUGCGCCCAAGUUACUUCUCUCUUGCUCCUCGGAUAGAACAAUUCGUCUUUGGUCUCUCGAAGCAUGGGCCUGCGUUGUCGUAUACAAAGGUCAUGAAGGUCCAGUGUGGAAUGUAAAGUGGGGACCAUUUGGUCAUUACUUUGCAACUUGUGGUUUGGAUAGGACUGUUCGUAUUUGGGGCCAAGAUCAUAUCUCAUAUCUUCGAAUGUUGGUCGGUCAUGAUUCCAACGUCAAUCAGGUUGCUUGGCAUCCAAAUGGAGCAUAUGUUUUUUCAGCUAGUGAUCAAGCUGAUAAGACUAUUCGUAUGUGGUCUUUCACAACUGGUGAAUGCGUUCGCGUCUUUACUGGCCAUACUGAAUUCAUCAGUUCUCUCGAGUGCGCUCCUAAUGGAAAGAUUUUGGCUUCUGCCGAUGCAGGUGGAAGUAUCAUCCUUUGGGAUCUUGCCAAGGGAACACAAAUUAAGCGUUGCAGAGGUCAUGGAAAGGGUGGGAUCUGGUCCUUGUCAUUCAGUGUCGAAUCCACGGUCUUGUGUUCAGGUGGCGCUGAUGGCACUGUUCGUUUGUGGGAUAUCGAGGUUCCUGCCGACCCAUACAAGAAUAAUGAUGGAGAGGUUAUCGGCACUGGUGGACAAGCAGAUGCAACUCGAGUCAGUGGUACCACAGCUAGUGCGCAAGCCAAUCCCGCUACCGGUACUUCUAAGAAGAAAGGCAAGGAAACAAUGAUUACACCCGAUCAAAUUGUUGCAUUCCCAACCAAGAGAUCACCAGUUUACAAAGUCAUGUUUACAAGAAUGAACUUGGUCAUGGCUGGAGGAUGUUAUUUGCCUUGA
Molecule: messenger RNA, 2412 nt
Organism: Sclerotinia borealis F-4128
Lineage: Eukaryota; Fungi; Ascomycota; Leotiomycetes; Helotiales; Sclerotiniaceae
Source: the annotation of a GenBank genome assembly